AUGUUGCUGCACAAUUUGCUUUUCUACUUUGAGAAUAGCAAAAUAGAAUUAGAAAAAGAAGUUGACCCAGACAAGUACACUUACUUGGACAUGCUAGAGACAUGCUCAAAACAGCUAGAUAUAUAUACUGUUGGGAUGCACAUCAUGUAUGGGGAUGAGAUGCGGGUUACAUGUGAUGCUGAUUUGCUUCAAAUGUUUCAAGGAAGUCAUAAUGAAAUGAAUAUUCAUAUCUUUGUGUACGAGGAUAAGUCAAUACGCCCAGUUUCCUUCAAGUUACCAAAACAUAUCGAAGGAUCAGGAAAAGAAAUGGGAGAUCAUGGUCAUGAUGAUUCAGUUAGUAUUGGAUGCGCAGACAAUACACUAAUUGAUAAAACUGCACCACAGCCUAAUGAAGUCGAACCGCAUCCACAUCAAUCACCAAUAAAAAAGAAAGGACGAGUGGAAAAUGAUGACAAACAGAGAAGAGUUCGAGGAAUGAACAAGAACAAAAGAGUUGCAGCUCUGAAAAAUGAUGACCGACUAGAAGUAACUUUCUACAAAAAUCGAGCUGUUGGACCUAAUCAUGAGGCUUUUUCAAGACACUUGGGACGGAUUGUUCGUGAUUUUAAUAUUUGUUCUGUUAGAGUUCAUAGUUGGAAGGAAAUUGGAGAACAAGAGAAGAGCCACAUGUGGGCUGCAAUUAAGGAGAAGUUUAAAAAUGAUAAUAUGGAGGAUCACCGUAAAGAUGCACUUUGUCACAUGCGUUCCUUGUGGAAUAAUUGGAGGUCCUUAUUGAAUAGAAAAUAUAUCAAAUCGUACAAUAGUGUACAAGACAUUCUAAAGAAAAAACCCAUUGAGAUUCAAGAUCAAGAAGAUUGGGAAUGGCUUGUCAAAAAUCAUUUUCAAGCUUCAUCCUUCAAGGUAAACAGUCUUGAUUUUCUUUGGUAA
Molecule: messenger RNA, 927 nt
Organism: Diospyros lotus (date-plum)
Lineage: Eukaryota; Viridiplantae; Streptophyta; Magnoliopsida; Ericales; Ebenaceae
Exons: 5
Coding region: 1-927 (308 amino acids)
Source: RefSeq, a predicted model, not a curated record